AUGAAACCAGAAACUUUAGUUAUGAAAAUAAUAGAAGCUGUUGAAACAGAUUCCCCAACUGUAAUAACUUUCAACGGUAAAAAAAUCAACAUAACUAAAAAACUUAUUGAUAAAUACAAAUAUUGUAAAGUCAGAGACGAUAUAGAUUUAGAAAGAAUUGAUACAAAUGUAAAAAAAGGUGGAUUUAUAUUUUCCUUACCUUUAAUAUUUGCUGGUAUUACCGCGGCGGCUACAGUCGCUGGUGUUACAGCUGAUGGAGUCAAAGCUGUUAACGCAAAGAAAGCAGCUGGUGCUAAAGCCGCUGAAGAACGUAGACAUAAUUUAAAAAUGGAAAAGUUGGCCAAAGGUUCAGGAGUGGGAGAAAUGAUAGGCACAAUGAAAGAAUUUGGAAAAAGAUUUAGUGAAGAAACCAAGAAAACUGUUAAACAAGGAUUAAAUAAAUUAGUAGAUAGUAUUGACACAGGGGAAAUCAAAGUCAAACAUAAGGAAAUAUUUCCUAAUAACCCAAUGCUCAUGUGUAUAUGCGGUAGUUCCGGUUCUGGGAAAACUCAUCUCACUUUUAACAUGUUGACAACACCAAACCUUUUAGAUUUCGAUUCUCUGUAUAUCUACACAACAACACCAGAACAAUCGUAUUAUCAAUUCCCCAAAGCUUUAGAAUAUUUACCAAAGAAAGAUGUUCAAGACCUAUUUCAAUAUUACGAAGAAAACGAAGAAGAAGUGGAAAUAAAAGAUUUCAUAGAUAACUACAUCGAAGGAAAGAAACCAACGGAUAUAAAAGUUUUUCUUAAGAAAAAUGUUAAUGAUCUAGAUUUGUCUAAAAUUGAUAGCGAGCGAAAGAGCUUAGUAGUGUUUGACGACUGCGUAGUUAAACUAUAUAAAAGAGUAAUUGAAGAAGAUAAUUAUGCUGAAGACAACAAUUCAAUCACACAAGAAAUAGACGAAUUCGAAGAUAUGGUAUCUGGACAAGGUAUAACGUUUUUAUCCGACAACAACGAGGAACUACUUAAUAGAUUACGAGUAAUAUUAGCGGCAAUGAAGGAAGGACAUCGAUCGCACAGACAAUUUAAUGAAGUGAAUUGUAUAUUAAAAAGACUCCUAGAGAAAGGUAUCAUAGAUAAAAAUGAUUAUAAAAGCGUAAUAAAAAAUGUCAAAUAA
This is a messenger RNA of Lottia gigantea (owl limpet), 1158 nucleotides long. RefSeq lists its product as hypothetical. Lineage: Eukaryota; Metazoa; Mollusca; Gastropoda; Lottiidae. Bases 1 to 1158 code for a protein of 385 amino acids. The transcript has 2 exons. The record is from RefSeq and is a predicted model, not a curated record.